Messenger RNA from Urocitellus parryii (Arctic ground squirrel), 2261 nucleotides. RefSeq names its product two pore segment channel 2 (gene Tpcn2). The record is from RefSeq and is a predicted model, not a curated record. Gene Ontology annotation, molecular function: ligand-gated sodium channel activity; voltage-gated channel activity; intracellularly phosphatidylinositol-3,5-bisphosphate-gated monatomic cation channel activity. Lineage: Eukaryota; Metazoa; Chordata; Mammalia; Rodentia; Sciuridae. Gene Ontology annotation, biological process: monoatomic ion transport; calcium-mediated signaling; endocytosis involved in viral entry into host cell. Gene Ontology annotation, cellular component: lysosomal membrane.
UCCCGCGCGUGGUGUUUGGAUGGCGGAGCUCCAGGCCGAGUCCAAGCCGCUACUGGGCCGUGCCCGUAGCGGCAGCGGUGACGGCGAUUGCCCUCAGGCGCUGCCCACUUGCCGCAGCGUCCAAGUUGGUCCUGCCGCCGUGGCCAGUCGGGACCUCUGCAUCGACCAGGCUGUGGUGUUCAUUGAAGAUGCUAUGCAGUACCGCUCCAUCUCCCACCGCAUGGACGCCGGCUCGAUGUGGCUCUACCGAUGCUACUACUCGAACGCGUGCCAACGGAUCCUGAGCUUCACCAUUUUCUGCAUCCUGGCCUUGGCCUUUAUUGAGACCCCGUGUUCGCUCACGAAGACUGCCGACGUGCGCUACCGCUCCCUGCGCUGGGAGCCGCCCUGUGGCCUGACCGAGGGCAUCGAGGGGCUGUGCUUGCUGGUCUUCCUGACCGACGUGUCUGUGAAGUGCUUCCUGGUCGGGCGGGCCCAGUUCCAGAGGAAUGUGUGGCUGCUGGCCUACAUCGUGGUGCUGGCUGUGUCUCUUGUGGACUGGACCGUGUCCCUCUGUCUCCUUUGUCAGGAGCGUCUGCGCAUCCGCCGGCUCCUCCGCCCCUUCUUCCUGCUGCAGAACUCCUCCAUGAUGAAGAAGACCUUGAAGUGCAUCCGGUGGUCGCUGCCAGAGAUGGCCAGCGUCGGGCUGCUGCUGGUUGUCCACCUCUGCCUCUUCACCAUAUUUGGGACGUUGCUGUUCACCGUGGGCGAGGAGGAUGAACAUGAGAAAAAGGAGAGGCUGACCUAUUUCCAGAACCUCCUGGACGCCUUCACUUCCCUCUUGGUGCUGCUGACCACGGCCAACAACCCUGACGUGAUGAUCCCUGCGUAUUCGGAGAACCGGGCCUACGCCAUCUUCUUCAUUGGCUUCACCCUGAUAGGGAGCCUGUUCCUGAUGAAUCUGCUGACCGCCAUCAUCUACAACCAGUUCCGGGGCUACCUCAUGAAAUCUCUGCAGACCUCGCUGUUCAGGAGGCGGCUGGGGACCCGUGCUGCCUACGAAGUCCUCUGCUCCAUGACAGGAGUUGGGGUGAUGCCCCAGGACUUCCUGCAGGUGCUUGAGAAAGCCCAGCUGAGCAGUUCCCAAAAGCAGGCCAUCGCGGAGAAGGUGCGCUCCCUUGAUGGUGUGCUGCUGUCAGCUGACGAGUUCCAGAAGAUCUUCAGUGAGGUCGACAGAGGUGUGGUCAGAGAGCACCCGCCGAGGCCCUGCUACCAGUCCCCGUUGCUGCAGAGCGCCCAGUUCCUCUUCAGCCACCGCUACUUUGACUACCUGGGCAACUGCAUCACCCUGGCGAACCUCGUGUCCAUUUGUGUGUUCCUGGUGCUGGAUGAGGACGUGGCCCCCAGUGACCGGGACAACUUUGUCCUAGGGGUGCUCAACUGCGUCUUCAUCAUGUACUACCUGCUGGAGCUGCUGCUCAAGGUCUUCKCCCUGGGCCCGUGGGGCUACCUGUCCUACCCCGAGAACCUGUUCGACGGCCUYGUCACCUUGGCUCUGCUGGUUUUGGAGAUCCUCACGCUGGCUGUGUAUGGGUUCCCCUACCGAGGCUGGAAGCCAGAGAUGCGGGGCCUGCUGUCGCUGUGGGACAUGAUGCGGCUGGUGAACAUCCUCAUCGUGUUCCGCUUCUUGCGCAUCAUCCCCAACAUGAAGCCGAUGGCCGUGGUGGCCAGCACCAUCCUGGGCCUUGUCCAGAACUUGCGGGCAUUUGGCGGCAUCCUGGUGGUGGUGUACUACGUGUUUGCCAUCUUAGGGAUCAACUUGUUCCAAGGUGCCAUCGUGGCUCCUGGCAAUGACAGCCUGGCCCACGACAAUGGCUCAGCGCCCUGUGGCAGCUUCGAGCAGCUGGAGUACUGGGCCAACAACUUUGAUGACUUUGCGGCAGCCCUGAUCACCUUGUGGAACGUGAUGGUGGUGAACAACUGGCAGGUGUUCCUGGAAGCCUACGAGCGCUACGCAGGCCGGUGGUCACUGGUCUACUUUGUGUUGUGGUGGCUGGUGUCAUCCGUCAUCUGGGUCAACCUCUUUUUGGCUCUGCUUUUGGAGAACUUCCUUUACAGGUGGGACCCCCGCAGUCAUGAGCGGCACCUCUCGGGGAUGCAGCUGACCGCAGAGCUCAUAUUCAGGGACAUCCUGGAGGAGCCCAAGGAGGAGGAGCUGAUGCACAGGCUGCGUAACCACCCGCACGUGCGGCUCUGCAGGUGACGCUCUGAUGGCCCCUGGC